AUGCAAGACGGUACAGGACUUGGCCUUUCAAUUUGUAAAAGUCUAGUAGAAAUUAAUGGAGGAGAAAUUAAAGCAGAAAGUCAAUUAGGAAAAGGAAGUAAAUUUUGGUUUACAUGGAAUGUUGAAUUAUUAUCAAUAGCUUCUUCAGUAUCAAAUCCUACUCAAUUUGAUCAAAUAAGUUAUGUAUUACCUAAUGUUAUAAAACAAAAACGAAUAUUAAUAAUUCAUCCACUUGAAGAUGCAAGAAAUUCAUUGUUGAAUUAUCUUAAAGUAAUUGAAAAAGUUGAUGCUUUUGAUACUUUUGACAAAGGUAUUAAUGCAGCAAAAAGUUAUAGAGAAUUGAAUAAUCAAUCUGCUUAUGAUAUAGUAUUUAUUGGACUUUAUGAAAAUAAUGAAGAAGAGGUCACGAAAGCAACAUUAGAAUUAAGAGAAUUAGAAAUAGAUAAUAAUAAUUUAGUAAUAAUCUUUAUAGUAUUUCCAAAUAAUGAAGAAAAUGAAUUAGCAGAAAAAUUAAUUGGAAAAAUUGGUGGAACAGCUACGGUUCUCCAUACUCCAAUUAUAUGGGAAAAGUUGAUUAAUUUAUUUAUAAAUAUGGAAGGCAACUAUUCUGCUAUUGAUAAAAAUAAUAAGAGUAUGCAUGUUAAUGAAAAUAUUAUGAAGAGAGUAGCAGAUUGUAAGUUUUAUAAGCCUGAAGAUGCAGAUCAAGAUCUAUCUAAAGGCAUGACGAAAAGUGAUUCUAUGAUGAGCAAGUGCAUUUUAUGUGUGGAUGAUAAUCCAAUUAGUCUAGAGUACACAUUGCAACAAGUUUCAAAACUUGGUUAUUCAACAAUUUCUGCAACCAAUGGUUUAGAAGCAGUCAAAUUGAUUGGUUCGAAAUCUAACUUAUUAAAUGAUAAAUACUCCUCAAGUUCAUUAUAUUCAAAUAUAGAUCAGAUAAAGUCUCAUAAAAUUUCAUUGAUUUUGAUAGAAUAUAAUUUACCAAUGUUGUCAGGCGUUGAUGUCUCACAAGCAAUUAGGGCAUUGAAUCCACCAAUUUCAAAUAUACCAAUCAUUGUUUUAACAGCUUUACCAGCGGACGAGAUACAAAAUAAAUGUAUCGAAUCAGGAAUAAAUGAUUAUCUUGCAAAACCUUUGAAAAUCGAAGAACUUGAAAAUGUUCUAACUAAAUGGAUUGAUAAAAAUUAA
Molecule: messenger RNA, 1185 nt
Organism: Racocetra persica
Lineage: Eukaryota; Fungi; Glomeromycota; Glomeromycetes; Diversisporales; Gigasporaceae
Source: the annotation of a GenBank genome assembly